Molecule: messenger RNA, 2586 nt
Organism: Phanerochaete carnosa HHB-10118-sp
Lineage: Eukaryota; Fungi; Basidiomycota; Agaricomycetes; Polyporales; Phanerochaetaceae
Exons: 6
Coding region: 1026-2252 (408 amino acids)
Molecular function (GO): protein binding
Source: RefSeq, a predicted model, not a curated record
CUUGCUUCAAGGGUCGGCAUCCGAAUUUCGAAAUUGGCUGGUCAUCCAUCCCAUAACAUGCGUCCGCCAUACUACCGCCAUAGCUAUUCUGCUAAUCUGCAUCACAUACUCCAACUCGUCCUCCAUGUUCUUCCUCCGUCGGCCUACGUCGGUUCCCGAUGAAAUUUAUUCGUCUUGUCUGGCAACGCUCUACCAGGGUCACGCCCUCUGGUAUCCUGAACCCCACGCGUCAGGCGAGCUGCAAAUCGGAGACGUCGGCUUCGUGCACAGAGGGGCAUUCGCCAGACUCUUCAAUUUGGACACCUCUGCACCUGACAAGAAGGUCACGUUCUGGGACCCGCCGUUCGAGAUCACCGAUCCAGGCGUGCUCAAGCUCGAUCCUGGGCGUCCCUGCCCACUAUCGCAGUCAUGGAGUUGAGAUCAAGCAGGGAGAUGCCUCAGUAGACAUGCAAGCGCACCUGCUCGCUUGAUGAAUCUAUCCUAUUGACGGUCUGUAGAGCGCCUGGUGCCAAUGUAUCUGCGACACUGAGCGCGGAGUACGCGUGCAAGACAGCCGAAGGCGCCGCGGUCCUUGAGCUGAAGAGCGAGGCGUAUGCUGAAGCGAUAUUCGAGAACUUGUCGCUGAAGGAGUACAUCGUCCGACACCAUGGCGAAUGGUACAACUAUGCCAGGGGCAAACUCCACCAAGAUGUCAAGUAAAGGAACAUUGUCAUGAUCUGCGGCCGGUUUAAGACCGAAGCCGGUUGGACGGCGGUUGCCUUCAGCAACACGAGCACGAGUUCCAGGACGUCGGUCGGAGCCCAGGCUGGUAGCAUUGCAGGGGCGAAUUUGAGCGCACUGAAUACGACUUCCAUGACUGGUCCGACGAUGCGAAGGCAGGGUGAGGACUACUCUGCGAAAGCCUCCGAAUUUGCUGUACAAUCAUCCGACCCUCCUGCGAACGCGUCCAAUCCCGUUGCGAAUGCGCCCGGUCUCACUGUUCCAGAGCCGAAGAGAACCAGUCCGUCUUUGUCAGACGCUACAAGAUGGAAAGGCGGUUUGGAGAGCUGAAAGAAAUUGUCGCUGGCGCGGGCUACCACCGGCUUCUGGAUGCAGGAGAUGCAAGGAGUGGCGCCGCGGCGGAAGGGAUCGUGGCGCAGGAAGUGGGAGAUGUCGAUGAGACGAGCAUUGUAGAAUUUGAGAGUGAGGGCGAAGUCCCUGAUCCAUUAGAUGUCCUUCUUGACUAUAUACUCGAGACGACCGACGUCGAGACCGCUAUAGCGAGUGAUGACGAUGUGUGGAGUAUUGUCGGCGGGAAGUCGGUGGUAGAUUUUGCAAGCUAUCUUCGUCAUACGCAGCCUCCGGUCCAGGUCAUCGGCACGGUCGGAUCACUAUCUAUGGAAGAUGUUAUCUCUCACGAGCAAGCACUCGGAUUUACUCGUCGGGUCAUCACCGCGUCCGAUUCGGCGGAGUGGCCGGAUGCCUCCAUAGACGGGGUCGGUUGCCAGUGCUUGAAGGAUGGGCGCGUCUUCAUCGGCCCCUCAAAUGCGGAGACUCGGCCUCUCAACUUGCAGCGGCUAGCCUUUACCGAUUCACGAAAUCCAUCUCACCGCUGUCACUCCCUCGCUCUGUCGGCGGACGGCAAGUUUCUGGCGGCAUCGUUCAACAGCCACACAGAAAGCGUUUCCGCUCUCUGCUUCUCCCUCAUCGACUACACCCUUGUCUCAGGUUCUGAUGACGGGACCGUAAUUGUGUGGGAUACUCGAUGCGGCCACGUACUUCUACAUCUGGUGCACGGCGAGCCAGUGGGUAGCAUUGCAUAUGCUCCUCAAAACGCGCUCAUUGCCACUGGUUCUGCCACCAACGGAUCCAUGAAGGUUUGGGAUGCCUCGAGUGGAGCGUGUCUGCAUUCCUUCAGCGUUGAUGGAAAACUAUACAUGCUCGCCUUCUCCCCGCACAGCUCAUGUCUCUGUGUCGACCUGGGCGCAUUUUGCAUCCUCUAUGACAUUCACACCUAUGCACGUACUGCUACUUUACAGCAUGAUGUCGAGAAAUGGCUCCAGUCGUCGAUGUCUCAUCAAGGCGACUGCAUUGUCACCGGCUCGGCGUUGAACAUCCCGGGACCAGUGAAGAUUUGGAGCACGGCGACUGGCGAAGAGCUGCUCACGAUUGACCACCCGAAGAAGCUCUCACGUCCCGUGGCAUUCUCCCCAGACGGGGCCGAGGUGGUGGCGGGCUGUGACGCGGAUACGACAGCCGUCACUUACGAUUAACGCACGGGCCAGCUACGUCGUGUCUUCAAGCUCACAGAGCCAGCAUUUUGCGCGGCCUACUCCCCAGAUGGAGACUAUGUCGCUUUUGGUGCCUGGGGCAGUAGGGAUGUGGAGCUGUACGAUACGAAGACUGGAGCAUUUCUCGCAAAGUUUGAUGGAGCGACCCGGGGAGGAGAUGGGGGUAUUAGGGAGAUUUGGUUUCCAUCUAAUGACACAGUCUUAGCACGAUUUUGGGGUGCUUCCUUACUUCUGUACAAUAUCCAGGAUGUGUUGCGAAUGCGAUAGCACAGCAUUGGUGUAGCGAUACCUGCCUGGCUUGAUGCACUAUAACAGC